AUGGAGGACGACUGCCAUGACGAUGAAGAGCCAAGACUCAAGUACCAACGAUUAGUAGGAACUCUUUCUGAUGUGCUCAAGAAGGAUGCCGUCAGCUGCAUGGGAGUAUCGGAUCGGUUUUUGGCAGUUGGCACUCAUUGGGGUGUAGUGCAUAUUAUGGAUCUGAUUGGAACUCAAGUAAAGCGCUUUCAAAGUCAUACGGCGACCGUGAAUCAAGUUUCUAUCGAUGACAGCGGAGAGUUUGUGGCAUCUGCAAGUGAUGAUGGAAAUGUGGUGAUCAACUCACUCUACACUUCUGAUAUUCAGACCUAUAAUUUCUGGAGACCAGUCAAGGCCGUCUCUCUUGAGCCAGAUUACAGUCGCAAACAGACUCGUCAAUUUGUUUCUGGAGGAAUGGCUGGAAGUCUGGUAUUGACAGGAAAGGGCUGGUUUGGAAACACGAAUGUUGCAAUACAUUCAGGUGAUGGUCCCAUUUUCCAUGCUACUUGGCAUGGAAAAUAUAUUUUAUGGGCUAGUGAAACGGGUGUAAAUAUUUAUGAUACCGUAACAUCCCAGCGAUUUGGUCGGAUUGAGCGUCCACAAGAUAGCCCAAGAGCGGAUUUAUUCCGGUGCAGUAUUUGUUGGAAGUCGGAUACUACCAUUCUAGUUGGAUGGGCUGAUAGCGUAAAGGUGAUUGAGAUCAAGGAGCGUUCAAAGCAUGACGUUGCUUCUGGAUUGUCACCAAAAUAUGUAGAUGUAGUUUACCAAUUUCGAACAGAUUUUAUUGUUAGCGGCAUCAGUCCACUUGGAGACGCACUCGUUCUACUUGGAUAUAUUACAGAUUUAUCGCCAUUACGAGAUGUAGACGUGUUGAAUCCUGACAUAGCUCAUCAAAAGGCACAACCACCAGAGAUGCAUAUUGUAGAUUUGGAGGGAGAGGCUGUGGCAAACGAUGUGCUUUCAUUGAUUGGAUACGAGCAUUUUCAAGCAAAUGACUAUUUACUUGUAUAUCUUGCAUCGGAAACAGAAACGGACGCAUCUUACUACAUAGUUUCUCCAAAAGAUAUUGUUCUUGCUCGACCUCGCGAUAUAGAUGACCACAUCCAAUGGCUUGUGGAACGACAGCAGUAUGCAGAAGCACUUUGCGCAGCUGAUGCAGCUGGCUCCGAAUAUGCUGGCCAGUCCAAAGUAAACACUAUUCUUGAUAUUGGUCAAAAAUAUAUGGCUACAUUGAUGGCAGAUGGUAAUUAUUUGGAGGCAGCUCAAUCAUGUCAAAAGUUGCUUCGAACCGAUCAGCAGCUAUGGGAGCAUUGGGUGCAUGUAUUUGCAGCAGCCAAGCAACUCCAUAUUAUUACGCCUUUUGUGCCGCUGGAGUUGCCGCAGCUCUCUAGCUCGGUAUAUGAUCUGAUUUUGCUGAAUUAUCUUGCAAAUGAUUUAGACGGACUGCUACAAAUUAUUCAACUUUGGUCGCAUGAUCUGUAUAAUAUUCCCGUGAUUAUAAAUGCGGUUCACUCGGCGUUUAUUCGUAGUCCGGAAAGUGUUAUUUUAAUCAAAAUCAUGUUAGAGUUAUAUGAACGAAAUCGGCAAUGGGACAUGGUUUUAUACUAUGGUUUAUGCAUUCAUAAACCCGGUGUAUUAGAUCUUGUACAAAAGCACAAUCUUUUUCAAACCAUCGAGCUGAAUGCCCUAUUGGUUCUUCAGUAUGAUAAGCAUUUUAUUGAUGCUCCGGGGUUUCAAAUUCCUGCUUUUUUGGAGGCUAUGUAUAUUCCAGAAUCUACUAGUCCUCCUUUCCAAGUCGUCCAACAACUGCAAGGCCAUAGUCGGUUUUUACACGUUUAUUUAGACGCGCUGUUUAUCAAUGACUCGCAAGAAUCCCAUACUUUUCAUACACUUCAAGUUGAACUGUAUGCAGAGUAUGACUAUGCUCGACUUAUGUGGUUUCUUCGACACAGCAAGUUUUACUCCAUACCAAAGGCAUUUGACGUCUGUGAAGCACGGGAUCUGGUGCCAGAAAUGGUUCUUUUAUUGGGUAAAAUGGGAGAUAGUCGUCGUGCGUUGAUGCUGAUUAUUGAGCGACUACGAGACGCGAUUGAAUUUACCAAGGAUCAAAAUGAUGAAGAACUAUGGGAAGAAUUUUUAAAGUAUUCUAUGGACAAGCCAGCCUUUAUUGUUGGACUGUUGGAAAAUUUAAGCGCUCAUAUUGAUCCGCUACGUGUUAUUCGACUGAUUCCAAAGGGAUUGCGCAUUCCAGGACUUAAAAAUGCGCUGAUUAAAAUUAUGACAGAUUGUAGUGUUCAGAAAUCACUUCGUGAGGGAUGCGAAGAAGUACUUGUGGGAGAUACCUGGGAAAGUACUCAGAACCUUUAUCGUCAACAGCGUCGGGGAAUGCGAAUACAAGAGAAUGGACAGUGUGCAAUCUGUGGUGGAAACACUACCAAUUUGGGCAGUUUGAGUAGUGUAACCGGUAUAGAUUCUACUCCAGAUCUGAUUGUCUUUUUCUGUCAUCACCAAUUUCACGAAUCGUGUUUAGACAUGGAUGCAUCAACGACGAAUCUACAACAAAAGCGGUCUAUUCAUCCACAUGAAGCAGCAUCUAUGACAGCACGAACUAAAUCUACCAUGGCACACACAGAUCGUGCUAUUCAGUCGAUUUAUGUGCGUAGUAAUGGACAUCGUAUUCCUGCUCCAUUGAUACCCUUGGCCUAUGCACCAACGUCGUAUAAACCCGGGCUGAUUUGCCCCAUAUGCAGAAGCAGCAAGAGAGAUGCCAUGCAGUCAGUUUGAUGAAGUUGUGCCAUAUAUUUAUUUCAAAACGAGUAGGAUUGCUCAUGAUUGGUGAUAAGGAGAACAAGAAUGAACAGAAAUGAAAAGUUGUCAGCAACCAUCACCCUUGGUGAUGUUUCUUUGU
This is a messenger RNA of Batrachochytrium dendrobatidis JAM81, 2887 nucleotides long. RefSeq lists its product as uncharacterized. Gene Ontology annotation, molecular function: protein binding. The transcript is spliced from 15 exons. NCBI's taxonomy places the organism in Eukaryota, Fungi, Chytridiomycota, Chytridiomycetes, Rhizophydiales. Gene Ontology annotation, biological process: macroautophagy; protein targeting to vacuole; intracellular protein transport. Gene Ontology annotation, cellular component: late endosome; HOPS complex. Bases 1 to 2763 code for a protein of 920 amino acids. The record is from RefSeq and is a predicted model, not a curated record.